AUGGGGCCGCCCGUGCCUGGCGCAGGCAAGGCUGUGGCAGGGCUGGACGCGGCGGUGCAGGGGUACCCCUUCGAGGCCUGGGGGCUGUCGGGGCCCGACCUGCUGGGGCUGUCGGCGGGGGCCCUGGAGGUGCUGGGCGUGCGGUGCCUGGGGCACCAGGAACUGCUGCUGGAGGCCGUGGAGCAGCUCCGCGCCCUGGAUGCAGGGCUGGCGAGCACCAGCCUGCGGACGCUGACGGAGAAGCUGCGGGAGCUGGCGCUGGGCACCCAGAGGCUGGUGCUGGGGGGGCUGCAAGCGGGGGCUGCCUGCCGGCCACCCCCCCUUACCCUCCUGGCCCACGUCGUCGACCUGGUUGGGGCUGCCAAGGGGCUCUUCUCCUGGCUCAACAGGUACCUCUUCUCCACCCUUAAUGAUUUCUCGGCCACCCGGGACAUCAUCCUGCUCUGCGCCCAGCUGGCAGAGACCCUGCAAGUGGAUUGUCCUGCGGCUGAGAGGGACAGCCAGAUCGUGCGGAUUUGCCAGCACAUCGUGGGCAUCUGUGAGAGCAUCGUGGGCUGCAGCCCCCCAGCACUGCUGGACUGUAGGGCUGUGCUGCAGCCUGUGGGGCUAGAACUGCCCCCCGGCCCAUGGGGCAGCCCAUCGACAUCCCCCCACACCCCAACACUGUCCCCCAGCCCAGCAGAGAGCCCUCCAUCAUCUCCUGACACUCCGACGCCACCCUCUGACCCCCUGGAGAGCCCCCCACUGCUCCUCACAGCCUUGCUGGGCCUUGAGAUCACCUCCACCAGCUCUUGCCUGCACUUUGUGUCUGCAGCCACCUCGCAGGCUCUGGCUGCCCACGGGGGCCGCAUCCUGCCCGGGGACGAGAUCGUGCAGGUCAAUGAGCAGGUCGUGGUGGGUUGGACACGCAUCAACCUGGAGAAGAAGCUGCUGGAGAAGACGAGCGGGGUGACGCUGGUGCUGAAGAAGAUCCCUCUCGACUUGCCUGGCUCACCCCCCUCUCCCAGGCAGCAGCUCCUAGGAGCAUUUUUGGAUGCUGAGGAUCCCCCCAGCACCAGGAGCUGUGAAUGCCCGGGCAGCCCCAUGUCCCUGACCUCCAGCGCUGCUGCCGACUUGGACUCGGGGCCAGACUCUGCGCCGGACCCUGGCACUGACGAAGAGGAGGAAGAGAACGAGCGGGACUCGAGGCUGCCCAGGGUGGCUGUGCAGGGACACCACGACGGUGCUGCAGAGGAGGUGGUGUGGGAGACCAGCACCCCACCGGGCACCCCGUGCUCUCCGGGCACCCUCGGUGCUGCCGGACCCUGCGCCGCGGAGCUCAGCCCCACAGCAGCCCCUGCCACGGGGGCUGGGGGCACAGAGCCCGGCCAGCUCCCUGCGGAGGGCAGCCCACAGAGGGGACGCAGACCAAAAGGAGUGGCGACCAGGCUGAGCCGCCGGCGGGUCUCAUGCCGGGACCUGGGCCGGGUGGACUGUGAUGGCUGGCUCCUGAAGAAGAAGGACCACGUGGGCUUCAUGGCCCAGAAGUGGAAGCGAUGCUGGUUCGUGCUGAAGGGCCACACGCUCUACUGGUACCACCACCCCAAUGAUGAGAAGGCUGCAGGACUCAUCAACGUGGCCACCUAUGACCUGGAAAGCACGAGGGAGCAGAAGAAGAAAUACGUGUUCCAGCUUUCCCAUCAGAGGUACAAGCCCUUCAUCUUCGCCGCAGAGACGCUGGCCGAUUUGAGCAUGUGGGUCAGUCGCCUAAUAACAGCCAAAACACAGUACACACUGGCCCACCAGUCUGUCCCAGACAGGGAGGAAGACUGCUACAGUGAGACAGAAGCUGAGGACCCCGAUGAUGAGUCCCCCAGGCGUGGAUGCAACUCGCCAAGGAAGAGGCCUCAAAACACUCCAGAGAAAACCCAGCUCUUUUCAGCCAGCGGCGAGCCCAGCAGCACAGCCAGCAGCCCCCAGGGCAGCCCCCGGCCCUGCUCACCCAUGGACCCCGCUGGGGAGGAUCUCGAGUGCCUGAUGCAGUGCCUGAAGCAGGGAGGGGUGUCCCUUAUCGGGCAGCAGCGGUUCCUGACGCAGGAGCAGUGCCGCAAGUCCUUCAUCCGCCGCAACAAGAACCCCCACAUCAACGAGAAGGUGCACAUGGUGCGGGCCCUACAGAGCACGCUCAAGGCGAAGCUGGCAGAGCUGCAGGCCCUGGAGCAGCUGCUCAGCGAUGCUGCGCUCACCUCAGAGAAGUUCACGCGCUGGAAGGAAGAGCACCAGGAGCUGUACCAGGAGCUGCGGGAGUGGUGGGCAGGGCGUCUGGGUGAGGACCCUGAUGGGGGGCUUGGGGCUGAGCAUGGCCCCCCUGAAGAAGCAGCUGAACCCUGACACCCCACCAAGACCUCUCUGGCACGAAUCACUGCCGAUAAAAACCAUGGUGCUGUGGGAGCAAAGCAGGCGCUCUGCCCGUGCUGGGGGGCGGUGGGGGUUUGAGAACAUUUUUGAAGGCUCAGCCCGCAGCAUGGACUUGCUGUAGAAGUGGCUUCUGCUACAUCCCCCCUCCCCGGGGUGGGACGUUGCGGUGACAGGCUUCCUUUAGUCAAGGGUGCCUUGGCUGCACGUUGGCAACAGGGACUUUUCCCUGGAGGAACGUGCCCCUGCCACAGCGCUGCCAGCCGGCCUGGCCGGGGUCUCUUCCACUGUAAAUAAAACUGUGUCAAGGGCUGAUUGUGCCGUGGUUUUCCUUGUCCCCGCCAUGACAGCCACCCCCCAACCGUGCCAUGUGCCACCAACCCCGAGGGGCUGUGACCCCGCCGUGCCCUGCUCCCCUCUCCCCGCAGACUGCACCAGGAAGCCCCCACCAACCCCCAGCAGCACCCAUGGGGGCCAGCGCCAGACCCCACACCAGGGGCAGGGUCCUGUGGCUGGGGAGGGGUCGCUGCUGGCAGUGCCCUGCUCCAGCCGGGGCGUGCCCUGCCUGCGGAGCCGGGGAGGGCAGGUGGCCCCCACCACACGCGAGGCCUGCGGGGACCAGGCCCAGCGCCACUGCCUCCCCACCGAGGAGACCCAGCUGGGGGCGACCGCCUGGCCUUGACCUCAGCCUGGGCUGGGUGAGAGGGCGAUGGGGCCUGUAGGGGCUGCGCGCAGCCGGGGCGGCAGAGCCGGGCGCGCCGCCCUCCCUCACCCG
Molecule: messenger RNA, 3169 nt
Organism: Falco peregrinus (peregrine falcon)
Lineage: Eukaryota; Metazoa; Chordata; Aves; Falconiformes; Falconidae
Gene: CNKSR1
Product: connector enhancer of kinase suppressor of Ras 1
Exons: 21
Coding region: 1-2370 (789 amino acids)
Molecular function (GO): protein binding
Source: RefSeq, a predicted model, not a curated record